AUGCCCACCUCAAAACUAUCAUCAUCUGUUUGGGAAAGAUGUGGAAAUUUGUCAUUAGCUGAUCCGCUAUUUGAUGUCCCGGCUCGGGUCGAAAUUUUGUUGGGUGCAGACAUAUACCCUAUGGUCUGGUCUCACGAAACUGUCUCGUUAGGUCAUGGAUAUCCAACUGCGUUCAAUUCCAUUUUCGGUUGGGCAAUAGUAGGUCCACUUCAAAACUUAAAGGCUCCAAUCCUAGGGCCCUACCUGUUCAGAUAUCCUCAUCAGUCGAAUCUUUAA
Messenger RNA from Macrosiphum euphorbiae (potato aphid), 276 nucleotides. The record is from the annotation of a GenBank genome assembly. Lineage: Eukaryota; Metazoa; Arthropoda; Insecta; Hemiptera; Aphididae.